AUGGUAAAGGCCAAAGCCGUAGCCAGUGAAGCAAAAGCACGUUUUUUCAACAUUAGUGCAUCAAGUUUAACAUCGAAAUAUGUUGGAGAAGGUGAAAAGCUGGUUCGUGCACUCUUUGCUGCUGCGCGUGAACUUCAACCAUCAAUCAUAUUUAUUGAUGAAAUCGAUUCAUUAUUGAGUGAAAGAAAGGAGUCUGAACAUGAUGCAAUGAGAAGAUUGAAAACAGAAUUUUUAAUACAAUUUGAUGGGGUUCAAACAAACAGUGACGAUCGUAUACUUGUACUAGCAGCAACAAAUCGCCCAUUUGAAUUAGAUAAUGCCGCACUAAGGCGGUUUCCUAGAAGAAUUUAUAUUCAACUACCAGAUCGAGAAACACGUAAACAUUUAUUAAAUCAUUUAUUAGCCACACAGGAACAUGAUCUAAAAUCAAGAGAUAUAGAUUAUAUUGCCAGUGGAACGGAUGGUUAUUCUGGAAGUGACUUAACAGCUUUAGCCAAAGAUGCGGCAAUGGGUCCCGUACGAGAAUUUCGUGUUGAUGAAUUGAAACAGUUAAGUUUACGACAUAUUCGACCAAUAUCCAUACAAGAUUUUAUACAAUCAAUAAAAAAAAUUCGUCAAAGUGUUUCACCUGAUACAUUAAACACAUAUAUCAAAUGGAAUAGAGAGUACGGAGAUUGUGGAAAUUAA
Messenger RNA from Didymodactylos carnosus, 687 nucleotides. The record is from the annotation of a GenBank genome assembly. NCBI's taxonomy places the organism in Eukaryota, Metazoa, Rotifera, Eurotatoria, Philodinida, Philodinidae.